UAUUUAAGUCCCGGCGUGACGUACCCACACACGUACGGACAUUAGAGAACAAAGAUCGACUCUUCGUAGUAACAUACCUACCUAACAUAUAGCAGGACGUAAUAACAGUCUUGACCUUUGUAUAGGUGGGGUACUUUUUUGUGCCUAAAUUCCAAUAAGCCGCUAGAAUGUUUUUUUCGUCAGUUACCACUGUUUAGUGUACAAGUAUACUAGGCAAUAACACAUGAAUGUGGCAAACGGGAUUAUGUCGAUUUCUCUACAUUAAAUAUUAUAUCACAGAACAACGCGUGAAAUCGUAUUUCGAUACUUGAAUAUUUAUGUGUGAUGUACCCAUGAGUGUAAAUGUUGUUUCGAAUUGUUUAUAUUAAUAUUUUUGGUACAUCAUAAUACAACAACAGAUUAAUAAUCAUUUACUAACUACGGUGGUUACCAACGCCGUUCACCGCACUGACAACUGAAAUAGUGAAUACUGAUCCGUGAUCGUCGCCAUAGACAGGAGCCGUUCACCGCGAGAUGAAAAACGUAUUUCUCAUCACUGUCAUCGGGUCGCUGAUUGCGUUCGCGUACGUUACUUACGCUUGCAACGAGGCCGUGUGCGCGUCGAUCGUCUCCAAGUGCAUGAUCACACAGUCGUGCAAGUGCGACUUGGUAAACUGUUCGUGCUGCAAAGAAUGUUUCAGUUGCCUCAACAAUCUGUACAGUGAAUGCUGCUCGUGUGUGGACAUGUGUCCAAAACCAAAUGUUACAACUAAUGAACUGAGUAGAAAAAGUCAUGUUGAAGAUCUAUCAGAUUCCGUAGUAACUUUGUUUACUGCUCUUGUUUCGGAACCAGACGUACAACAACGAUGGGAAUCUCUAACAUACCCCAUUGAUUUAGACAUUGAAAUGUUUAAACCAGAUUUUCAGAAAGAAUUCAAGUUGUUGCAAAAAAACUCUGCUCAAGAUGUAUCUUCUAUGAAGAUUACUCUGAAUUGUUCUGUUGUAUUCAUGAAUCAAUGUUUAUCUUGGAACAAAUGUAAGGCAGCUUGUAUAUCAAUGGGUGCUAAAAGCUAUCGAUGGUUUCAUGAUGGAUGUUGCGAAUGUGUUGGUGAACUGUGUUUAAAUUAUGGAUUAAACCAGAGCCGGUGUAAACACUGUCCAUUAAAAGGAACUGUUAUGCCAACAAUAAGUGAAGCUGAUUAUGGUGAUGAAGAAGAUGACGACGAAGAAAUGAUACAAUAAGUAAUGAAUUUUCAUUACUAAAGUAUUGUUUUUAAAUUUGUAUAUUAUAUUAUAAUUUUGUUGUUUUUCUAUAUUUUUUUUUUUUUUUGACAGAACUAUCAUAUCAAUAAAUUCCUACUCUGUAAUUUUAUAAAUAUUAUAAUUCAACUACUUAGAUGAGAACGUUUACUAGCC
Myzus persicae (green peach aphid) is the source of this 1395-nucleotide messenger RNA. It is a transcript of the gene cv, whose product is annotated as protein twisted gastrulation. The record is from RefSeq and is a predicted model, not a curated record. Lineage: Eukaryota; Metazoa; Arthropoda; Insecta; Hemiptera; Aphididae. Gene Ontology annotation, biological process: regulation of BMP signaling pathway. The transcript has 5 exons. Bases 514 to 1221 code for a protein of 235 amino acids.